GAAGAAGAAGAACAAGAACAAGAACAAGAAGUCACCGCUGCUGGAGGACUCUCUCACUUGCGUGUUGUUGCUAAUGCUAGCUGGCGGAGGGAGUUGAUAUGAACACAAUGAAACCUUUGGAGGUUUUGUAAAGCAUCCGUGAAUCUUUGAUUAGACUCUCGUACUGCAUUAUCCGCGAGGAAAGGUAUUGGUAGAAAGAUUCAACAUGGUCACACCAGUGUCUGUGCUGCGCAUGCCAAAAGGACCAGACCCCAACAGCCGCGGAUUUGACCCCAAAUCACCCCGCUUCAUUGCGCUUUGUCGCCCCUCCAUUCCCACUUCAGCCGUGUCAGAUGCAGAUGCUGAGCAGCUGCAGAAAGAGCAGCAUGCACGGUCUGUGCUAAGAGAGCGUUUCCUCCGAUGUGUCCUCUCCAUGACCAACAAGAACGUUCGGUUUCACAUGCAUGAGAGGGUGAAGGUGGAGGCCACAUUUGGGGCGUCUGACAUUGACGUACUGAACUUUCAGGUGUCAGACUUGCACACUCCUAUCGGCGUGCAAAAAGAGGCACUGAUCAGGUCUCAGGAUGUGAUUUCAUUCACUUUUGACAUAUGAAAACUUCAAAUUUUUUUCUGUUUAAACAAAAUGACAUUUGGAUACAAGGUGCUUGGGAGCCUUAUUUGUUGUUCCGAGUGGGCUGUAUUGGCACCCUCUGUGAGAUAGUUAAUAAAAUGGAUUAUAUUAUGUGGUUGUGCUUUGCUGCUUUCAUUCCUGUCUGGAUUGCUCAUUAGAUUACCUGGCAUGUGUGACCGAGCAUUCAAAAAUCCAGCACUAAUCAGCAGUGCCCGUUUUCCAGCACAAGAGGGCGUCCCGUACCUGUGUUUCAAGUGUAACACAAAACCCUCAUGUUACAUCAUGUUCAGGUUUCCCCGGGUUUGAGUGAUGUCAGAUUUCUGCCACAGGGUUAAUCAAAAUAUUGACAAAGUGUGUAAUAUUUUCCUGAUGACUACUAAUCCUUUCAGAAAAUGUUUACUUACAGUAACAUCUGGGAAGCAGCUGUCCAUAGUCAAAUGAAGGCUACUAGUCUAAUAAGUUCAGGAAGUUGUAGAAGUAAUGCAGCCUUUAAAGCCAGGAAGUCAGGCUGUUAAAGUUUCACAUGAUAGUUAGCCUUGCACCACAGUUGGUCAGUGUGUCUCCAGUGUCUGCUGUACGUCAUGAGG
This is a messenger RNA of Monopterus albus (swamp eel), 1197 nucleotides long. RefSeq names its product gem (nuclear organelle) associated protein 7 (gene gemin7). Gene Ontology annotation, cellular component: SMN-Sm protein complex. Gene Ontology annotation, biological process: spliceosomal snRNP assembly. The record is from RefSeq and is a predicted model, not a curated record. NCBI's taxonomy places the organism in Eukaryota, Metazoa, Chordata, Actinopteri, Synbranchiformes, Synbranchidae. The coding region runs from base 206 to 592 and encodes 128 amino acids. The transcript is spliced from 2 exons.